Molecule: messenger RNA, 1018 nt
Organism: Vigna umbellata (rice bean)
Lineage: Eukaryota; Viridiplantae; Streptophyta; Magnoliopsida; Fabales; Fabaceae
Gene: PPL1
Product: PsbP-like protein 1
Biological process (GO): photosynthesis
Cellular component (GO): extrinsic component of membrane; photosystem II; photosystem II oxygen evolving complex
Molecular function (GO): calcium ion binding
Source: RefSeq, a predicted model, not a curated record
AGUAAGGAGGGAGAAGAUUUUAUGGAUAAGUGAAAGUCCGAAAAAGGGAGUUUUCCACCACAUAGAACACAACAACAAACACAAGUCACUUGUUCUUGUUUCAUUUUCUCUGCAGUUUCUCACACAACAACAAUGACGUCCCUGCAGAAUUCCCCAACAAUUCAUCGAACCCUUCUUCACAACUCUUUUCCGCAGAAGCUUCCCACUUCUCGUUCUCCUCGAAGAGAUGCCGUUUCCUUCACUGUCAAAGCUGCCCAUGAGCCCUCUGCUUCUUUAGCUUCGCAAGAUAGACAAAGAAGGCGCCAAGUGAUUGCCAUUGGAACAACUGCCCCAUUACUUUUUCUGAUCAACCAACACUCAAACGCUUUUGCUGCAGAAAACAAGAAAGGAUUUUUGUCUGUUUUGGACAAGAAAGAUGGAUAUUCAUUUCUCUACCCUUUUGGGUGGCAGGAAGUAGUAAUUGAAGGUCAAGAUAAGGUGUUCAAAGAUGUCAUUGAACCACUGGAGAAUGUCAGUGUAAAUGUGAUACCAACUGGCAAACAGGAUAUUACAGAAUUUGGGUCUCCUCAAGAGGUCGCUGAAACUCUGAUAAAAAAGGUUUUGGCCCCUUCAAACCAGAAAACCAAGAUAAUAGAAGCAAAAGAGCAAGAUGUUGAAGGAAAAAAGUACUAUCAGUUUGAGUUCAUCGCUAAGGCUCCAAACUAUACUCGUCAUGCUCUCAGCACUGUCUCCAUUGGCAAUGGUAAGUUUUACACCUUGACAACGGGAGCAAACGAGAGAAGAUGGGAAAAGAUGAAAGAGAGGCUGCAGACUGUCAUAGAGUCAUUCAAAAUUUUCGAUGUUUGAAAAAUGAUCACCAUUGUUACCACAUUAUUAGAGAUAUUAAACUCUUGAGCGAGAAUGUUUAUUUGAGCUUUAUAGUCCCAAGUUUAAUCAAUGUUUGCUUUUAUGAUAGCUUUCUCCAAAUACAUGUACAAUAAACCAGUAAUUCUAAUGGAUACAGCCAAAUUUCUAGCAA